This is a messenger RNA of Prorocentrum cordatum, 3693 nucleotides long. The record is from the annotation of a GenBank genome assembly. NCBI's taxonomy places the organism in Eukaryota, Dinophyceae, Prorocentrales, Prorocentraceae.
CCAUUUUGGCUCAAGAGCGCUUUGGCUCGGCGUGUGGGCGGUCCGCCCCUGCUUGUGCGCGCGGCGGGGCAGGCCGCCCUCUUACCUCGACUGCGCCGCCCCGGUGGGCAGCGGCUGCGCCGGGCGAUGGCCUGGCGGGCGGGUUUGGCGGCCCGGCUGCUGCUGGGGGCCCUCGCGGGGGCCUCUGGCAAGGACAUCCGAGGGAGGCUUGUGCUCGGUGGCACGCAGCAGAUGUCCGGGAGGUUCAGUUACUACGGGGAGCAGUCGCUGAACGUCCUGAGUAUGUGGAAGGAGCUGGUGGACGCAGAUGACAGCUUCCCCUACAACAUAACGCUUUCUUUCGAAGAUGACGAAUCGUCUUCGAGCCUCUACACUUCGAAGCUGGGCGACAUGUUGAUCCCCCGCACCGCGGACUCCCCAGACGUCGUCAUCUGCCCGUACACCUCUGGGGCCACCAAGCUGGUCUGCGACUUCCUGGACGACAGCAACGUAUCCGUGCUGUGCGGCAUCUGGGGAGCCGCGUCGGAGAGCGUAUUCGAGUACCCCGAGGGCGGGAGGGGCCUCAACUUGCGGGUGCAGUCGACCGGCAAGGGGGGGAACUACUUCAAGGCGGGCCUCGAGCACUCCUUCGAGCAGCUCGGCGCCGCCGAGGCCGCCAGGCGCCUCUCGGGCACCGCCCGCGUGCCGACCGCCGCCUUCAUCUGGCGCCAGACCGACGCCUUCAGCAAGUCGCUCUGCAUCGGGGCCAUCGACGCGGCGACCGCGCUGGGGUUCAACAUCACCCUGCAGGCGGCGAUCGACCCGCUGGUGGACGAUGGUGGUGACUCCAUCUAUCAGCAGAUGAAGGACUGCGACGGCAUCGGGACGGUCCCCUUUGUCGACAUGUUCGACGUCACCCAGUACGGCCUGAACCCGCUGGUGGACAGCCCAGACCUGGCCGACGUCGUCGUCGGGUGCGGCCUCUACGACAGCCAGACCGCAGUCGUCCUCGGCCUGAUCGCCAGGGGCAUCCGGCCGAAGUUCACCUUCAUGACGAACGUCAACAAUGCCAAGCUGCUGGCGAGCGUCCUGCCCUACAACACGAUCGACGUCUUCAUGCCGACCCCGUGGACCCCGACGGCGCCAGGCUCGGACGAGGUGUGGGGCACCGGCCUGGACUUCUACGAGGGCUACAUGGCGCGGUUCGGCAAGGCGCCGUCGUACCAUGGCGCGGCCCUCGCAGGCUGGCUGACCAUGCUGACGCGCGCCCUGAAGCGCUCGGCGGACAGCCACGCGUGCUCCGGCGGGGAGUGCGAGCUGGAUGCGCACGCGCUUCGAGCUGCGUACGAGGUGCCUGAGGUGACCUUCUACGGCACGAUCGGCCUCAACGAGUACGGCAUGAACGAGGAUAUGCCCCUGAUUCAGGUGCAGACCCAGUUGGGUGGCGGAGGGUCGUUCGUGCAGGUGCCAGCUAUUCCUGUCGACAAGGUUCCAGACUCAUGGACGGCUGCGGAUGGGAUGCUCCCAAGGUGGCCGGCCCGUUCGUGGUCGGAGGCGAGAACCGACUUCAUCAAUUCCUACUGCGGCUCCGAAGGCGUGUACAUCGACUCAUUUACCAUGAUGAAGGUGGGGCUGGAGCGAGCGGCCAACCACUUCGUCGACCACGGCACCUCCAGCCCGCCGGUCGCUGGCGACAUCGCCGAGUGCAUCCAGUGCCAGAUGGGCAGGAGCCGGUCCAGCAGCUUCGCGGAGUGCUACCCGUGCGCCGCCGGCACGUUCGCAGCCUUGCCGGGGCAGGCGGAGUGCGACCUCUGCCCCGUGGGCUCGGCCGUGGAGUCUUUGGGCGCCCUGGAGUGCGGCAACUGCACGGUGGGCCGGGUGGCCGGGGAGCGGGGCCGCAAAGUUUGCCAGGACUGCGAGCAGGGCCGGUUCAUGGCGCAGGAGGGCCAGUCGGAGUGCACCAACUGUCCGGUGGGCAGGUACCAGCCCGGGGUGGGCCAGAGCGAGUGCCUGCAGUGCACCGACUUCGACGGCUCCGAGAUGACCACCCAGUUCCUGGGGUCCACGAUGUCGGCGCAGUGCAUCUGCUCCGAGGGUAAGUUCAAGCAGCAGGACAACGAGUCGUGCCGGGAGUGCCCCGCGGGCAUGGUGUACAGCAGGACUGGGCCCGCGGACUUCCCGUGCAGCUGCCCCGCGGACACCUUCCUCAGCGCCAGCGGUGACGAGUGCUUCCCGUGCCCGAGCGGCAUGGCCUGUGCGGCUGGCACGGGGCCCCCGACAUUGUUGCCGGGCAUGUGGGCGCACCUCUCGGACGAUGAGGAUCGGAGCUACAGCGUCUACCGCUGCCGCGACAAGGAGCAGUGCCCCGGGGGGCCCGUGGGCACCUGCGCGGACGGCCGCGACCCGGACACCGUGGGCUGCGCCGUCUGCCUCGCGGGCCACGUGCCCACCUCGGGCGGCCCCACGUGCAAGAUGUGCGAGAGCGCGGACUACGUGCCCUUCGUCUUCGCCAUUCUGCUGCUGCUUGUGGGCGGCUGCCUCAUGGUGUACUUCUCCACCGUUGACGUGACGAAGACGAGCGUCAACAUGGUGGUGGGCCUCGCGAUCUGCGGCCAGUUCGUGAUCGUUAUCCAGUGGUUCUCCGUCUUCCAGGGGCUCGACGUCGUCUGGGUCGAGCCUUUCUCCUCGGUGGUGAAGUUUGCCGCUGUCUUUUCCUUCAACUUCGAAUACCUGAAGAUCGGGUGCUUCCUGGAGACGUCUAACGAGGUUGUCGUCUUCGCGUCGAGGCUGAUGUGCCUCCCCGUGCUGGCGGGUUGCCUCGUGCUCAUGAUGUACAUUCACUCCAGGUACAAGGGCCUCACGCUUGACAAGGACCAGGUUAUGAAUUCGGUGGGCCUAAUCAUGAUGGUACUGUUCCUAGCUGUGACCCUCGCGGUUGUCAGUCCCUUCAUGUGCGCAGACAGCCCGAACGGGACGCAAUCAAUAGCGUCGAACCCCUCGGUUAUCUGUGAUGAUAAUGGCGAGUUCGUCACUCUCGUCGUGCUCGCAGUGAUUGGUCUGCUCGUUUAUUCUGUUACGCCAAUGGCGCUUGUCACCUAUGUGACGCUCAUGUACCCCUCAAUCGUUGCUUCGGGCCAUGCCAGCACCAUACUGACGAGGUAUCGUUUUUUGUUCCAGCGAUUCACGGUUGAGCGCUACUACUACGGGCCGAUCUUCUUCUUCAGGAAUUUCCUGAUGGCCUUGGUCCCCGUGAUCUUCGUCAACUUCGCCCACCUGCAGGUCAUUGUUCUGGCCGGCAUGUUCGUUUUCUUCGGCCUGCUCUCUUGCUCUCUCAAGCCGUGGCGCGGGGGAACCCCCAAUCUCAUGGAGGCUCUGUUGAUGGGUAACUUCAUCCUCGCCCUCAUGGUCGCCGGGAUCCUUGUGGAUGUCGACGUCGACGAUGUCACGAAAGAUCUGCAGGUCAUCCUUUUGGUCGUCGUGAUUGGCAUGUCAUCUUCGUGGGGCAGCUGGUCUACAGGAGCACGCUGGCUUCCGCGAAGACUUACGGAAUAUUCCUGUCCCACCACAAGCUUGGGAUGGCGGCAGGGGCGCGCCUGGCCAAGAUGGAACUGUCCCGGCGCACUGGCAAACGGGUCUUCUUGGACUCCGACGAGCUCGACGACCUGGAUUCCGUCCUGGACACGGUGCGCAACGGGACGGAGUGCUUGGUCGUGA